This is a messenger RNA of Pteropus alecto (black flying fox), 2231 nucleotides long. It is a transcript of the gene RHBDD1, whose product is annotated as rhomboid domain containing 1. The record is from RefSeq and is a predicted model, not a curated record. The transcript is spliced from 7 exons. Gene Ontology annotation, molecular function: serine-type endopeptidase activity. NCBI's taxonomy places the organism in Eukaryota, Metazoa, Chordata, Mammalia, Chiroptera, Pteropodidae. The coding region runs from base 245 to 1174 and encodes 309 amino acids. Gene Ontology annotation, cellular component: membrane.
CACCUCGCCCCGGCCGCGCGAGUCGCAUCGCCAGGUCGCCCAUGCUCUUCCCGACACCGGGCGCCCGGCACCCGGCGGGCCGCGGGGACUGUGAGCGUCCGGGAUCGGUGCCCGUGCGUGGUGACGCACGUCCGCGCGCCGAGACGUGAGGACGCAGGGGGCUGGAGAGAGCGUUCAGCUGUCUGUGUACCUCCCCGGAUUCCUAAAACAGCCCAUUUUCCCAUCACUGGGUUGACAUCUAACCAUGCAGAGGAGAACAAGAGGACUUAAUACUGGGCUCCUUCUGCUCCUUUCUCAAAUCUGCUACGUUGGGGUCAACAAUAUCCCUCCUGUCACCCUGGCCGCGUUGGCUCUCAACACCUGGUUUUUCUUGAGUCCUCUGAAGCCACUGUACGGCUCCUGCCUCAGCGUGGAGAAGUGUUUCCAGCAAAAAGACUGGCAGCGCUUGCUGCUUUCCCCCUUUCACCAUGCGGAUGAUUGGCACUUGUACUUCAACAUGGUAUCUCUGCUGUGGAAAGGAAUAAAUCUGGAAAGAAGACUAGGAAGCAAAUGGUUUGCCUAUGUCAUCGCCACGUUCUCCCUGCUCACUGGGGUGGUGUACCUGUUCUUGGAAUUGGCCUUUGCAGAAUUUAUGGAUGAACCCAGCUUCAGAAUGAACUGUGCUGUGGGUUUCUCAGGAGUUUUGUUUGCUUUGAAAGUUCUUAACAACCAUUAUUUCCCUGGAGGCUUUGUCAGCGUCAUGGGCUUUCCUGUACCCAACAAAUUCGCUUGUUGGGCAGAACUUGUGGCGAUUCAUUUAAUGGUGCCGGGGGCUUCCUUCGCUGGACACCUGUCCGGGAUCCUCGUCGGGCUAAUGUACACUCACGGGCCUCUGAAGAAUAUCAUGGAAGCGUGCGCAGGCAUGUUUCCUUCCGAUAUUCAUCAGCCAAGACAGCAAUACUACUUUAAUAAUUCAGGCUACGGCGGGUUUCAGGACCAUCCCCGCGAGGAGGAGCACAGAAGCUACGCCGCGUACACAGCCGGACUGAGCGAGGAGGAGCAGCUGGAGAGAGCGGUCCGAGCCAGCCUCCGGGACCAAGGACGCAGCAGAAACAGCCCCCCGCCCUAUGGGUUCCGUCUCUCCUCAGAAGAAGAGAUGAGGAGAAAGCGGCUUCACAGAUUUGACUUCCAGUGAAGGGGUGUGACAUCUCGGGCACCCACGGUCCAGCGGUGUCAUUAUUGCCCGUUGGGUUCAUCCUCCAAGAGCCUCUAGUUCGUUUUUAACAAAAGCAAAGUGCACUGUCGUCACCCAAGCCGUUCACGUCACCCUGUGGCCACAGUGAGUCUGGAUUCGCAAACACAUUGACUCGUUUCGAAACCAGACUCGUAGAAUGCAACUCGCAGCUUUUCAGAGUGGCCCUUCCCCUGGCCUCGUGUUCCCUCGCAGACAGGCCAGUCCAUCCACACCGGGACCAGCUCCCACACUCCUCGCUCUCACUGCGGACUCAUUCCGCUUCUGAAGACUGUGACCUUCACUGGGAGGUCUGUUUUCACCAGCCCCGAGGAUCAGGCCCUCAUUCUGCCCGGCGUGCUCCAUGGCAGGCUGGGUAGGAAGUGAGACGCCAUCCCUGGUCUCCCAGGCACAUUGCCAUGGUGACUUCCCAGGAACAGGAUGCGGCUUCCAUGGUGCAAUUCUGCUCAGCCUCCUUGACACAGGCGCCUCCGCUCCUGGGGCCCCCGCAUCUGGGUGGCGUCGACCGUGAACUUGGCUUGUUCCUAUGUUGCUCUGCCUUCAUAGAACACCUGACUGGAGACGUUUUAGUAAGACCUCAGGUGGGGAACCACCCACACACUCUAGCAGGUAUCAGGUGGCGCCAGCAACUUGGGCAGCCUGUCCAAGUUUGGCAGUCUGUGUCCCUGGGGAUGUGACUUGUAUUAACUAAUCAGGUAAGCAGCAGCAGGUGCCACGCACAGAGUAGAGCGAAGGUGUUCAGUGGGUUGGGUCACGGGGAACUCUUUCCUGAGGAAGUUUUUUUCCUCAUAAAAGUGCCUUUUAAUUGGCCACGAUAGCAGCCAUUUGUGCUUCUUAAGUGUCUAAGACACUCCUGCAGUGCUGUCUUCCACAGACUGUCCAAGUCACUGACGACGUUUCCUGGUGCUCGUUUUCAUGAAUAAAAGGACGAAGUCAUAUAUCACUGAUGUCUUACUGUCACUGAAGUAUUUAAGUAUUAAAGAGAACUGUAAGCAGAAAA